CAUCUGGCUGCGCCUAGUGGGCCGUUGCCUUACAGUUUCUGAGAGGAGGCGAGAGGCGGGGACGCUGGGGGCAAGAUCAUGUCUGACUGGGAGAGGUUUCCUUGGCAGCAGAGGACGCUAGGUUUGGGAUGAAAGAAGCUGGGCAGAUGCAAAAUCUGGAGAGCGCGAGGGCCGGGCGGUCAGUCAGCACCCAGACUGGCAGCAUGACCGGUCAGAUACCAAGGCUUUCUAAAGUCAACCUUUUCACUCUGCUCAGCCUCUGGAUGGAGCUCUUCCCAGCAGUAGAAGACCAGCGGCAAAAAUCUCAGAAAAAUGAAGAGGGAAAGCAUGGACCCUUAGGAGAUAAUGAAGAGAUGACCAGAGUAUCUACUGACAAAAGACAGGUAAAGAGAACUGGUCUUGUGGUGGUGAAAAACAUGAAAAUUGUUGGUCUCCACUGUUCUAGUGAAGAUUUACAUGCCGGGCAGAUUGCUCUUAUUAAACAUGGGUCAAGGCUGAAAAACUGUGAUCUUUAUUUUUCCAGAAAACCAUGUUCUGCUUGUUUGAAAAUGAUUGUAAAUGCUGGAGUUAACCGAAUUUCAUAUUGGCCUGCUGAUCCAGAAAUAAGUUUGCUUACGGAGGCUUCUAGUUCUGAAGAUGCAAAGUUAGAUGCCAAAGCAGUGGAAAGAUUGAAGUCAAACAGUCGGGCCCAUGUGUGUGUCUUACUUCAACCUUUGGUGUGUUAUAUGGUGCAGUUUGUAGAGGAGACCUCUUACAAAUGUGACUUUAUUCAAAAAAUUACCAAAACAUUGCCGGAUGCUAACACUGACUUUUAUUAUGAAUGUAAACAAGAAAGAAUAAAAGAAUAUGAAAUGUUAUUUUUGGUUUCAAAUGAAGAAAUGCAUAAGCAAAUACUGAUGACUAUAGGUUUGGAGAACCUGUGUGAAAAUCCAUACUUUAGCAAUCUAAGGCAAAACAUGAAAGACCUUAUCCUACUUUUGGCCACAGUAGCUUCCAGUGUGCCGAACUUUAAACACUUUGGAUUUUACCGUAGCAAUCCAGAACAGAUUAAUGAAAUUCACAAUCAAAGUUUGCCACAGGAAAUUGCAAGGCACUGCAUGGUUCAGGCCAGGUUAUUGGCAUAUCGAACUGAGGAUCAUAAAACAGGAGUUGGGGCAGUCAUAUGGGCAGAAGGGAAAUCUAGAAGUUGUGAUGGAACAGGUGCCAUGUACUUCGUAGGAUGUGGUUACAAUGCUUUUCCUGUUGGAUCUGAGUAUGCUGACUUCCCACACAUGGAUGACAAGCAGAAAGACAGAGAAAUAAGGAAAUUCAGAUACAUCAUACAUGCGGAACAGAAUGCCUUGACAUUUAGGUGUCAAGAAAUAAAACCAGAAGAAAGAAGCAUGAUUUUUGUGACAAAGUGCCCAUGUGAUGAGUGUGUACCUUUAAUUAAAGGUGCAGGCAUAAAACAAAUCUAUGCAGGAGAUGUAGAUGUUGGAAAAAAGAAGGCAGACAUCUCUUACAUGAGGUUCGGGGAGCUUGAAGGUGUUAGCAAAUUUACAUGGCAGCUGAAUCCAUCAGGAGCUUAUGGUCUUGAACAAAAUGAGCCUGAAAGGAGAGAAAAUGGUGUGUUGAGACCUGUCCCACAGAAGGAAGAGCAGCACCAGGAGAAGAAGCUGCGCCUCGGAAUCCACUAAGAAGGCCUGUCUACACUGCAGGGGAACCUCAAGAACUUUUCAUUGCACUUCUAAAAUUCAGCCUUGUUCAUUCAGAAAAUAAGGAUGGAUUUUGUGAAUAAUUGAAAAGAUUUUUUAAGGAAGCUAAUUUAUUUCUAGGAUACAAAUGGUGUUAAUAAGAA
This is a messenger RNA of Nomascus leucogenys (northern white-cheeked gibbon), 1837 nucleotides long. RefSeq names its product cytidine and dCMP deaminase domain containing 1 (gene CDADC1). Gene Ontology annotation, molecular function: zinc ion binding; dCMP deaminase activity. The record is from RefSeq and is a predicted model, not a curated record. Gene Ontology annotation, cellular component: cytoplasm. Gene Ontology annotation, biological process: dTMP biosynthetic process; dUMP biosynthetic process. NCBI's taxonomy places the organism in Eukaryota, Metazoa, Chordata, Mammalia, Primates, Hylobatidae.